AUGAUUUCUCUUAGAAAAGUUAAUGCAUUUACAAAAUUAGUAAGAUUUUCUAAUAUACAGUCCUCAUCUAGAAAUUAUUGUUCUGCACUUUUUAUUUCUGGCAAUAAAGCUUUUGUAACAUUUUCCUAUCUUUGUCCAUAUCUCGAUUUUGACAGUAGAUUUAAUGAUUUAGAAAAAUUGAAGAAAGAACUUUUUUUAAGAGGAUUAAAAAUUAAUGCUGACGAUUUAAAAGUGACUUGGGAAUUUUAUAAACGUUUAGAGAGAGAUAGAUGGACGUUGGAAAAUCGUAGAAUAGAAUUUCAUGAAACUAUUUCCAAUUUAAUGAAAAAAGAGGAGCGUACUCAAAAAGAUGAAGAAGAAUUAAUUGCUUUGAAGGCGCAAAUAAAAAUUUUGAAAGAUGAUUUAAAAAUAAUUAAAGAAUCAAUAUGGGAUGUUGAAGAAACUGUAGUUAUAAGGGCUCUUAAAUUACCAAAUAUAUUGGAUGAAAGAACACCAGAAGAGAAGUCUGUUAUUUUAAAAAUUGUAGGUGAACCUGUUGAUAUUUUGCCAGAAAGCAGAAAAAAUCAUCUCGAUAUUGGAAAUAAUUUUGGUGUUCUAGAAUACAUAAAUCCAUUGCAAUAUUAUUUAUGUAAUGAAGCAGCACUUUUUGAACUUGCAACUUUUACAUUUUGUGGAGAGAUUCUUAGCAAGGAUGCAAUUCAAAUUGCAGGUUCCGACUUUUGUCGUAGUCUUGUAGUGGAAGGUUCAGGUUUGAGUUACAACGAUCCAAAUGAAUCGUUUAUUCUAUCGAGUGAAGCUGACUCUGUGAAAAAUUCACUAAGUCGAUUACACCUCGUAGGCGGAGCGAGUCUCAUGUCAUUUCUUUCUUGGCAUGCAAAACAGAUAAUUGAACGGAAAAAUGUUCCCCUACGAUAUUUCACCAUCGGAAAGCAAUAUACGCCAAUGCCUAAAAAUUUACAAUCAAUGGGCCUUUUCACCGUGUGUCAAUCAUCUUCUGUGCAUAUUUUCUCGAUAAUUCCAGAGAUGAAAAGUGAAAAGUACAAACUUGAAUUCGACAGCAUAAUGCAGAAGGCAAUAGAAAUUUAUGACAAACUUGGAAUUCACUACAGAGUUGUGGAGAGAUCCGCAUCUGAAUUACGAUCAUGGGAGAGUUAUAAAGUUUCAUUUGAGCUUUGGUCUUCAUUUCAUCAGCAGUAUGUCGAAGUUGGAUUUAUUUCGGCUUAUGGCGAUUUUAUCAGUAAACGUUUAAUGAUUGCGAGCAAUGACGCAAGUUGUAGAAAUCAAACGUUUCCAGGCAUAAUUUCUGGAAUGAUUGUCUCUGUACCAAGAUUACUUGCUUGUUUGUUGGAGCAAAAUCCAGAUAAACUGGAAAUUCCUCUCAUUAUACAGUCGUACAUUGAAAGAGACUUUUCUAUUGUAUAGUAAGCAAGAAAAAUUUCUACUAUAAAUUUAAGAGAAUAUUGUUAAAAUUAGAAAAUUACUUAAAUGAAAGACAUAAUAUUGUAUUUGUCUUAAAGUGUUUUAUUUUACAAUAAAAUAAUUUACUUUGAAAUUA
This is a messenger RNA of Leptopilina boulardi, 1555 nucleotides long. RefSeq names its product serine--tRNA synthetase-like protein Slimp (gene Slimp). The record is from RefSeq and is a predicted model, not a curated record. Gene Ontology annotation, cellular component: mitochondrion. The transcript has 2 exons. The coding region runs from base 1 to 1422 and encodes 473 amino acids. Lineage: Eukaryota; Metazoa; Arthropoda; Insecta; Hymenoptera; Figitidae. Gene Ontology annotation, molecular function: tRNA binding; ATP binding; serine-tRNA ligase activity. Gene Ontology annotation, biological process: seryl-tRNA aminoacylation.